This is a messenger RNA of Ostrinia furnacalis (Asian corn borer), 704 nucleotides long. RefSeq lists its product as uncharacterized. The transcript is spliced from 2 exons. The record is from RefSeq and is a predicted model, not a curated record. NCBI's taxonomy places the organism in Eukaryota, Metazoa, Arthropoda, Insecta, Lepidoptera, Crambidae. The coding region runs from base 5 to 433 and encodes 142 amino acids.
AUUAAUGGAUCUCGGUCGAUUGAUUUGUGACGUGCAACACGCAGACUCAGUCACGAGAAAGAAUUUUAUUUUGUUCUCACUAAAAAAGGACAUGUCGGAACACCUGUCAAAUACAAAGAUUGACGGUUUUCUAUUCGGGGAGACUUUAGCUGACACACUAAAGACUGCCAAGUCAAUUAACAAGUCAGGAGUCGAACUAAAGGCUGACCAAAAUACCAACAAUUCAGCUAAACGAUCCAAAUUACCUAACCAGAAGAAUUUAAACCGGAAGGCUCCCGGGACGGCGUACAGGCAGCCGGGCCCGCAGCAGAGGAGCCGCGAGCCUGCAGCGCGAGCCCGCGCAGCCCCGCCGCCGCCCGCGCACUCAUCGAGGACGUGGCCGCGUCAGCAGCUGCCGCCGCCGGGCCCAGCUCCAGCUCGGCGCCGCCUUUAGAUACAGUAUUAAAAAGCCUCAUAAAUCAGUCGGUACUCAGACUCUCAGCCGAUGGGUUAAAACGGCACUGAGUGAGUGUGGGAUCGACACGUCUGUCUUCUCGGCGCACAGUACAAGGCAUGCCAGCACGUCGCGCGCGCACUCACUCGGCGUAAAUGUUGAUGCCAUCCGGAACACAGCUGGCUGGAGCGGCAAUUCGACGGUAUUCGCUAGGUUCUACAAUAGAACUAUUAUAAACAAUGAUUGUACAUUAUUAGCUCAGUCAAUUAUU